Molecule: messenger RNA, 610 nt
Organism: Arachis ipaensis
Lineage: Eukaryota; Viridiplantae; Streptophyta; Magnoliopsida; Fabales; Fabaceae
Source: RefSeq, a predicted model, not a curated record
GAACCACCAUGGUAAGUUUACUUUGUUAGGUUGUUCUCUGCUAGGCAGCGAGGAGAUUCCAAGUUUUGAGUAGGUGUUCACACAAUGGAUGAAGUGCAUGAGAACUGCACCGCAGGGCAUCAUCACAGACCAGUGCAGGUCCAUGUUUGGUGCAAUAAGGAAGGUCCUAUGCAAUACACGCCACCAUUGGUGCAUCUGGCAUAUAACGAAAAAGAUACUGUAUAAGCUCGGUGGUUAUGCUAGGUUCAGCGAGUUGAAUGCAGAGUUGAAGCACAUUAUAUGGAACUCUCGGUUGGUUGAGGCUUUCGAGGAUGGUUGGGCUGAAUUCAUUGACGAGUUCAACCUACAUCACAACACAUGGCUAUCAGACCUAUUUGAGGACCGACGCAUGUGGGUGCCGAUAUUUUUCAAGGGUCAAUUUUGGGCUGCUAUGAGGAGUAUGCAAAGGAGUGAGAGUAUGCACGCAUUGUUUGGUGGAUACUUACAUUGCAAGACUAGCUUGGUUCAGUUCAUCCACGAGUUCGACAAUGUGUUUAGAAACAAGGAGCAAAAGGAACUAGAGGACGAUGCUGCAGACUCGAGAGGAGUAAUCCCAUGUGCAAUUAGCUAA